UGGCUCACAUGAAGGUCAUAGCGUUUCAGGGUAACCCCAAGGCCACCAGCCCGCCCGCUCGUCCUCUGAAACUGCAGCCCAUUGAAAACCCCGACCUGACCCCGAGCCCCGACGUCCCCCUGGCCAUCCUCAAGAGGAAGAUGAUGAAGUCCAACGACAUCAGAGUGGCACGGGGGCUUCUGGGGGAGAUCGACGCCCACCUGAAGGUCAGAGAGAUGCUCGCUGCCACAAUGCGCAAAAUAGUCGACAUGGUGACCGGUGACCGGCUGAGGAGCGAGGAGGUUCUGAACGAGCACGCUGAACUCAGCCAGUAUAAAUGCUACAAGGCUGCAAUGACCCACUACAAAUACACCUGUUUCAACUGGCACAAAACCAAGUACGAGUACGCUCUGAGACAUCUGUACGCUCUGGUCAACCUGUGUGAGAGAGGAUACUCUGCAGACAGCAUCCAGACGGCCAUGGACGCCACGUGUCACUUCAGAGAGUAAAGGACUUUCUGCAAACCAAUGAAAAAUCUCAAACCAAACGUCUUCCUGCGUGGAAGGCCCAGAAGACGACCAGCUUCUCUUUGCACUGCUUAGGAAUCAAUCUGACAUGGAGUUGACCGUAUCAUUAUUUUAUCAACACACUAACACUUUUUUUUUUUUUUUUUUACUUGAGAAUUUUAAACUUGUUUUAUGAUGAGAUGCACUCUUGCUGUGAAGAUUGUUGGAUAUUUAACUGCUUCUGAUUGUUUUGAGGACACAAUGAUUGCAUGGACUGUUGAACAUUUGGUUUGCUCUCAGCUUUACGUGUUUCAUGCACAUGUGAAGGACAAACUACUGAACAGAGAAUGUUUUCUGAAACCUCAAGACAUGUAGUAACAGGGAUCUUAAAAUCCUAAAUAAAUCAACCAAAACUCUGAAAA
Molecule: messenger RNA, 907 nt
Organism: Labrus bergylta (ballan wrasse)
Lineage: Eukaryota; Metazoa; Chordata; Actinopteri; Labriformes; Labridae
Source: RefSeq, a predicted model, not a curated record